AUGUACUAUCGUAAUAUUUUCGCAAGCUUUGCUCGUUACGUCUAUUUGGUGAUGAUAUAUUUACAACUUUUAGAACCUGUGCCACGUCUCACAUGGCUCACGUCCAUUUGUCGGGUAGUUUGGAUCGCUUGGCUAAUAAAACCCGGCUACGAUGUUAUGUAUGAACUGUUCACGGAAACCAUUGAAAAACUCGGUUACAUAGUCGGCAGUUUCUUGUUUGUCUUCAAAAUGUUAACGAACAUAGCGGCCUACGUCGAAUCCAUGUGUAAGACAAAACACUGCCAGCAUCUGCAACGUCUGGAAAUUGAGGUGGAUGCAUUACUACGAGACCAUAUCGACAAUACGGAGACAUUAGAGCGAAAAAUCUGGCUCAAAGUAUUUUAUAGUAUGCUUUUGCAAUUCGUUUACGAUAUCCUGCAGAUCGUGCUUGCCUACACAUGCUACAUGUCGCCGGUAUUUUACUACGUAGUGCCAAUGUUGGCAAUCGAACGAGCGCGUUAUGCACAAAUCUCGCUUACGAUUGAGCGUCAAAAUGCACGCGCACGCAGUUUGAUCGCUUUGAUGCGUUUACUGGUUAAAGCUAAUCGUCCGAAACAUAAAUACACUAGUGAUGUGUGGCAACCCUAUGCGGCGUGGGAAUAUGAAAGACUGAACUUUUUACGUCUGCUGCAAGGACGGCUCUGUGAGUUGUAUCAAUGUGUGGGCGAUUGUUAUGGUUGGUCCAUCACUGUUUUGCUAUUUACUACAUUCUUCACUGUGGUAGCCAACAUUUUUUGGUGCAUUGAAAUCUUAAGUCGUGGUUUUCGUUUCGGACAGUUCAUGUAUGAUGCGCUAACCAUGUUGAGGUUAAGUACUUUAGCCGUAACAUUGUUGAUCACUGCUGAGAAAACGAGGCAACACAAUAGGCAAAUAAGCGGCCUCAUCUUUAAGUUAGCGAAACCGCUCGGCAACAAAGCUUACAACGAUCUCGUCUCCGAUUUCUCACUACAAUGUCUACAUCAGCCAUUUAUGAUAAAUGUGAAGGGAUUUUUCAGAUUGAAUUUACCGUUACUAGGUGAUGUAAAUUUAGAGAUAAUCGAAAAAGAUAUUGGAAGUACUGAGAUCGAACCGGGAAUCUUUCUCAGCUAA
This is a messenger RNA of Bactrocera dorsalis (oriental fruit fly), 1128 nucleotides long. RefSeq names its product gustatory receptor 23a-like. Gene Ontology annotation, cellular component: membrane. The record is from RefSeq and is a predicted model, not a curated record. NCBI's taxonomy places the organism in Eukaryota, Metazoa, Arthropoda, Insecta, Diptera, Tephritidae. The transcript is spliced from 3 exons. The coding region runs from base 1 to 1128 and encodes 375 amino acids. Gene Ontology annotation, biological process: sensory perception of taste.